Messenger RNA from Marchantia polymorpha subsp. ruderalis, 2259 nucleotides. NCBI's taxonomy places the organism in Eukaryota, Viridiplantae, Streptophyta, Marchantiopsida, Marchantiales, Marchantiaceae. The record is from the annotation of a GenBank genome assembly.
GUUGUUGUCAAUCAUUCACAUUUCUCUUAUUGUGUCGUUCUCUUCUCAAGCCUAGAACAGUUCGCGACCCACUGACUGACUCACUGACUGACUGAUUAGCAGAUUGUAAGUCUCAGCGAACACUCGAAAUUCAUACUUGAUCACAACCGACUGCGAGACCAUGGUGCUUCUCAUGCGCCUGCAGAGUAUUCAAGUCCCGUCCUUCUUUUUGUGUCCGAUCUCGUUAGAUCUCAUGAAAGAUCCAGUGACUCUUUGCACUGGAAUGACUUACGACCGAUCGAGCAUCGAAAAAUGGCUCGAUGAAGGUAACCUAACGUGCCCGGCCACCAAUCAGCUGUUGGGUUCCACCGUCGUCACUCCCAACCACACCCUGAGGCGUCUGAUUCAGGACUGGUGCGUCCUGAAUCAGUCGAAUGGAGUCGAGAGAAUCCCCACACCGAAGUUGCCUGCCAGGCUUGAGGACGUGAAGGCGAUGGUGGAGGAUUUGAAGUACGGGAUCAAUGUCCACGAGACGGUUAAAAGGCUUCGUGGUCUUGCCAGGGAAAGCGACAAGAACAAAAGGCUAGUGGUCGAAUCCGGAGCCGUGCAGGAGCUCGUCUCGCUCAUCGUCUUGCCAGCAAAUGACUGCCAAUCGCCAAAACGCGAAUGGGUGGAGUUCAAAGAGGACAUUUUAGCGACCAUCGUCCUGAUUUCGAGCGCUGACGUAACCCGCGCUUCUUACAACGCCAGCUCGAAGCAGAUGGCAUGCUUAUGCUGGUUUCUAAAGAAUGGACAGAUUGAAGCGAAGGUGAAUGCGGCCGUGGUUUUGGAGAGCAUAGCUAGCAGCAGCGAUUUGAAGGGCUCCAUUGCUGAUCUGGAAGGAGUAAUAGAAACAAUGGUUCAGCUUCUGAGGGAAAAGUUCUACCCGAAGGCUGUGAAGGCGAGUUUGAGAUGUCUGCUCACCCUGUGCGCCACCAGGAGGAACCGAAUCAGGUUGGUAGAAGCAGGUGGUGUAGCUGCCCUGGUGGAAUUUCUUCCUGGAGCUGAGACCCGCGGCACUUUGGAACGGGCCCUGAGGAUCCUCGAGCUUCUGGCAUCCUGUGCCGAGGGUCGUGAAGCGAUAAGUGAUCAUGCGCUGGCAAUCCCCGUGCUGCUGAAGCUGGUUCUCAGAGCAUCCGGGGCUUCAAUCGAGCACGCAGUGGUGGUGUUGUACAUGUUGUCGGAGUACUCAGUGAAUGCUUCGGAUGUGAGGAAAUCAAUUGUGCAGGUCGGCGGGUUUCCUCGUCUUCUACUUCUUUUACAAACCGAAUGUACUCUGAGGACGAAGGGGAAGGCGAUAAAAUUGUUGAAGCAGCUCCGUCCCAUCUGGAAUGAAUGUCCUUGCAGUUCUGGCGGACGGGCUCUUUCAACUGUAGGAUCAAUCUAAUCUACCAAAUACGAAAAUUUUGGUCCCAAAUGUUUGAGGAAAAAGAUAUUUCUCCGUGUCUCUCUGGAAGCAUCGGGUCUGCAGACCGCUGCAACGGGCGAUCCACAAUAGCACCUUCAGAAUACUGAAUCUACUGGCUGGCGUGUGCCAUAUGACCAGCCAAAAUGAAAACGACAUGGCUACUGUCAGGCACAUACUUCAACGUAGGCAGAACCUUAAAAUUGGCAGUCCAGUCUGAUCAGAGGCCGAACUGAACCAGUGCCCUUUGAACUGUAUUAUAUGGAUUAGAUUCAUUCUUUUGGGAGAAGUGACAGAGAUUUCUUCUCCCUCAAUUGUUCAUAGAUUAGACAAAAUGCUUAACCUUAUCUGUGACUGCUUGUAUUUGAGGAGUCCAAUAUAUGGAAUGAACUUUCACGGUGGCGAGCACCGCAGUUCUUCAUUGAUCCAUUUCCUAUCGCUGAAAAUCCAUAGAGAUUUUAGUUCCCAAACGAACCUUCGACGACCCAGGUCGCUUGUUGUGAUAAGCGACCUAGUUCAUUAAGCUUAUACUCCAUAAAUUAGAGGAACGCUGCAACUCCGUUCUAUAACUUUUGUUCAUGCUUUCUCUGGAGCGAAGUUUGUUGUAAUCAGGUUCGUGAAACUCACAAUCCUGAACAACGCUGUCGUUAUACGGAGCUAGCAUGGUACUAUUUUUGAGGAAUUAAAAAUAUGAGGAAUACAUACUCGAGACUUGCCAACUUGAAGAAAAUAUCAGGGGGAUUGUCCACUGUGUAAAUUUACUACAAUCCUUGAUUUGCUAGACGGCACGCCACUAACUAGAAGCUUAGCCUGCGGAUACCAAGUCCAUCAAUUUC